AUGCCUCCAUUGCGGUAUACUACAUUUCGCAAGCAAGCGGAACUCACUAAGGCUCGUCUAUCUCAGCUCGACACUCAAGUCACUGCGCUUCAUACAAUAGGCCCUGAUAAUCUUUCAGAUGUUCAGAUUGAAAAAAUUAAGGUUAUUAAAACAACUGCUAAUAAGAAAAAUACUGAAUUUGAGGCAAUGCUCAACAAACUAUUCAAUUCGGAUCCACUAUCUGAAGACAUUGAUGAUGAUGAGGUCAUUAAACUUCAAGAAAAUAUCAAUGAUUUGUAUUUGAAAAUUCUUAGCGUUUGCGCUGCACUCACUCCGGUUAUUGAGCCUAAACUCGAUCAGUCUCAUUCGAGUAGCAUAGGUCCAACCUCACAUGACUCUGGAGGUUGUGGUGUUCGGUUACCGAGACUUGCUCUCGGAACCUUUUCAGGCAAAACACAUAAUCCUUCUCUGGAAAAUUCUGAUAAAGAGCCACAGACAGCUUUGGUCGGCUUGUCCCACGCCAUUGGUAAUGUUGUGCUGUUAGGUACUGCACUAGUUCAUCUGAGCACUGGUAGUAAAACAAUAGUAGCAAGAGCUGUAUUGGAUAGUGCUGCUCAGCAAACAUUUAUUACAGAAAAUUGUGCUCGUAACCUAGGCCUAGCUUGCAAACUUACUGAAAAUCGAAACAUCGUUGGUAUCUCGUCCACCAUUGUUCCUUCUAAAGGCUUGGUACGUGUAAAUAUAAGCUCUAUUAGUGGCCGAGUGCUUGCUAAGCACCAUCCUGUGGUUAUUCUGGAUAAUAUAACUAGUAACUUGCCCAGAUGCCGUGUUUCCAGGGAAGUUAAGGAAAUUAUGCACAGUCUAGCCCUUGCCGACCCAACGUUUGACGUUCCUUCUCCUGUUGAUAUGUUACUUGGCGCAGAUUUGUUUUCUUACACCCUUAGUGGUAAACCAAUACAUUUAGGCCCAAAUAUGCCUACUGCUCUUUGCACCAUCUUCGGUUACGUUUUGCUAGGACAUGCUCCUGUUCAGUUUGACAGUGAAAGCAAUAGUGCCAAUACUACAGUGAAUCUGUUAACCAUAUCUGAUUUUGACUUGCACAGUGCUGUGCAAAGAUUUUGGACAGCGGAAGUAGUACCAGAUGCUUCGAAGCUAUCCCUAUCUGAUAAUAAGUGUAAUGAACAUUUUUUGGAUACACAUUCUCGUCUUCCCUGUGGGAAAUACCAAGUUCGUCUGCCAUUGAAACAGAACCCCUCAGUUCUAGGCGACUCUACCAAGUCGGCCUACAGUAUUUUUAAAUCCCUGGAAUGUCGUCUUGCUCGCAAUACCGAACUCAAGAAGAGCUACACCGAAUUUAUGGAAGAUUACAAAACUUCUGGACAUAUGGUUCCUUGUUCAUUGUUACCUCCAGACACAGUUCAUCACUUCCUGCCUCAUCAUGAAGUGUUCAAGGAAGGAAAAAUACGAGUCGUAUUCAAUGCCUCUUCUGUCACUUCGUCAGGAAUUUCUCUCAAUAGCAUCCUGCAUGCGGGACCAAAACUUCACAAUGACAUCCCUAGCAUUAUCCUUGGGUUUCGUCGACAUCGUAUUGUCUUCACAUGUGACAUUCGACAAAUGUUUCGUAACAUAUGGCUGCAUCCUGAAGAUAGGAAUCUACAGUUAAUCUAUUGGAGAGACGAUCCUACUAAACCAAUGCAAGUAUUCAAAUUGUGUACCGUAACUUAUGGCAUGGCAUCGUCACCUUUCUUAGCCAACCGAGUUGUACAACAACUCAUUGAAGAUGAAAGUACAAAUCACCCAUUAGCAGCUGAUGCCCUUCGAGGACAAAUCUACGUAGAUGAUGCACUACUUGGAUCUGAAACGUUGGAAGAAGGACUACGCCUUCAGCAAGAUGUCAUUAGUUUAAUGGAGAAAGGUGGAUUUUCGCUCCGUAAAUGGGCUUCAAACAACACUCACAUCCUCAACGCCAUUCCGUCAGAACACCGAGGGACACCUUCAGAAUUCUGCUCCCAAGAUCAGCCGCUGUGUAGUGUUCUAGGCCUAAAGUGGCUUCCUGACAUUGAUGCAUUCGCUUAUGUAGUUAACUCAACUACAACGCCUUUCACUAAACGUUCAGUGUUAUCCACUAUUGCUAGAUUAUAUGAUCCUCUAGGCUUUCUUACUCCAAUCAUUUUUUGGGCCAAAGCCUUUAUGCAACUCAUUUGGACAAAAGGAAUCCAGUGGGAUGAUCCUCUCCCGUCAGAGUUAAAACUGAAAUGGUGUCAGUUCACCCAAGAACUAACCUUAGUAGAUCAGAUAUAUAUUCCUCGAUAUCUGAGUACUCAAUCAUGCAGUCAACUACAGGUACACGGAUUCUGUGAUGCCAGUGAAACUGGUUAUUGCGCCUCUGUAUAUUUAAGAGUUACUAACUCUAGUGACAGUGUUAACGUCCAUUUGCUAAUGGCUAAGUCUCGAGUUGCACCAUUAAAAAGUGUAUCUCUACCUGGACUAGAGUUAUGUGGUGCUCACAUGCUUUCGAAGCUAUUAGAUUUUGUAUGCUCUCAAUUAUUGAAGCAUUUUGAAAUCAAACAAGUUUAUGCUUGGUGCGAUGCUACAAUUGUGCUGUCAUGGAUUAAAACCCCAGCUUAUAGGCUCAAAACUUAUGUAGCAAAUAGGGUUUCCCAAAUUCAGGAAACUACUACUCCGAUCAUUUGGGCACACAUUGCCUCACAACAAAACCCUGCCGACUGCGGUUCCAGAGGUCUUAUGACGUCUCAGCUCAUCAAUCACCCUCUUUGGUGGACAGGUCCCUCUUGGCUGAACACUCCUCCACCUCAAUGGCCUCAGUCUUCAUUUUCAGUUUUACCUACAGACUCGCUACCGGAAAUAAAACCUCCUGCGAUAGACGCUUUGGUCACUACCAGCACACCAACAUGUGAAAUUUUGACGAGAUACUCAUCUUGGACGAAGCUAAUUCAUAUUGUUGCACUUAUACUAAGAUUUUUUCAUCGCUGUAAGGAUAAAAUGAGUUCGAAGAUUUGCUCAAAUCAACAGUCAAAGUCACAAAACUUAGGUGAUACAUCAACCAAUAUACCUACUACUCUAAAGGAACUUCAAGCAGCUACUACUCGUGUAAUUCUGCUAACACAGCAAGAAUCAUUUGCUUCUGAUAUUAUUAACCUGCAAAACAAGAAACCUCCUUCUAAUCAUUUGCAGAAACUUGCCCCAUUUUUGGAUGAAGCUGGACAUAUACGCCUUGGUGGUCGACUGAAAAAUGCUGCAAUAAACUUCAACGCAAAACAUCCUAUCUUGACCAAACCUAAGCUAACCCCGCCAUUCAUGGGUGACUUACCAAGUAGUCGAGUUGCUCCCACAAGACCCUUCUCUUCUUCAGCUGUCGAUUACGCUGGACCUAUUGCCGUAAAGCUACAUAACCUCAGAAGACUUCAGAAUAUUAAAGUGUACAUCUGUCUUUUUAUCUGUAUGUCUACAAAGGCUGUCCACUUGGAAAUGGUCACAGAUUUGACCUCCGAUGCCUUUAUUGCUGCUUUGAAAAGGUUCAUCUCUCGCCGUGGUAUGGUCUCCAACAUAUAUUCUGACAAUGGCAAGAACUUUGUUGGUGCUUCUCGUCAACUACAAGAAAGUUUUCAGCAGAUAGCGUUGCAAUCUCCUACACAACGAUUUUUGGAAGAUCAGCACAUCACUUUUCACUUCAUACCUCCUCAUGCUCCCCAUUUUGGCGGCAUCUGGGAACGAGCAGUUCAAAGUGUGAAGAAUCAUCUGCGACGUGUCAUUGGCGACACUUUAUUGACCUAUGAAGAGUUUAACACACUGCUUUGUCAAGUGGAAGCUAUUCUCAACAGCAGACCUCUCACUCCACUGUCUUCGGAACCUGGAGAGUUAGAAGCCCUCACCCCUGGUCACUUUCUUAGUGGUGGACCUCUCGUCUGUUUACCUGAAGCUGAUAUCUCCGAAAUACCUUCCAACCGUUUGAAGAGAUGGCAGCAGGUCAAGUCAUUUACACAACGCAUAUGGAAACGCUGGCAUAAGGAAUACCUGUUUACAUUACAGCAGCGCUCAAAGUGGGUCAAGUUUCAGAAGAAUUUGGAAGUCAAUGAUCUUGUUCUAAUUCACGAAGACAACUUACCCCCUCUACAAUGGAGACUCUGA
Molecule: messenger RNA, 4128 nt
Organism: Macrosteles quadrilineatus (aster leafhopper)
Lineage: Eukaryota; Metazoa; Arthropoda; Insecta; Hemiptera; Cicadellidae
Exons: 3
Coding region: 1-4128 (1375 amino acids)
Biological process (GO): DNA integration
Molecular function (GO): nucleic acid binding
Source: RefSeq, a predicted model, not a curated record